AGAAAAAAGAUCCCAAACCAUCGAUCUGUAACAUUCCAAAACACUGAGCUGGAAAAAUUGUCAGAAUAUGCCACGAGAACGAGAUCCUUUUCCAUUUCCAAGAUUUGAGAACGACCAUACUUUCAAUGGGAUUAAGGAAAUUCAGAAACUGCCCUAUGACAAGCCAGCUCAUCUCGCCCAAAAUGAUGAACCCUGGAGGAGACUCAAUAACACGGGAACAACGUCUAGUUCCCGUCGAACUAUCUUCCAUCGUGAUAUUACAGCACCAAAGGACAGUCUGGACAUUCAUCUAAAAUCAACAUAUGAUCACCAUCUUGGAUUAUUUCAGGACAAGAGCCAAACCCUGACACAGAGGGAAACUGUUGCAGAGAACAAUGCGUCACUGAAAAACAAAGAACAAUUGGAAACUCUAGUGUGCGAGAAUGAAAACAAAGGAAUGAAAUUGUGGGUCGACUCCCAGAAAGCUUCUAUAUACAGCAUUAAAGGCACAAUCGAGUCUCACCACACCGCCUCUACAAACCGAGGUUAUUCAAGGAAGCAUGAUGGCGGAUUUUACACCUUGUAAUGCAAUAAAAUGAGACGACCUCCCAAUUUGAGAUGACCACAUGUACUACACAUACUUCCAGUUUGAUUGUUUUAAAACACAGCUGUUUGAGAGAAAGAAAAAAACGAAAGCAAUGCAGGUAGUUUUCAAGACAAAAGUUACACGGUUUAAAACAAUAACUCAAUAACAUUUUUGUGGCGUGCAGCUCCGUGAUGCUCAUCACUGACCCCAUGGACUCACUUUUAGAAGUUUUGGAGAGAUCAGAAUCGCUUGUAUACUCCCUGAACAAACAGGAAACACUGGGCCGAAACUCAGCACCCUGCCUGCUCUAGUAUAUCUGAUCGAUUCAUCAUUUCUUACCACAAAUUCAAUUGUGGAUGCCCCGAGUAAUGUGAAAUGCCUCACGAUCAUCGCUACAGAAGCUCCCGAGUCGGCUAUUAUCAUCUCUAAAUCCAAGUAGGGCAAAACUUGGAUCAGAUCAAAUAAGAUCACGGUGUAGAUUUUUAAAAUUGAUCACACUAACAAAACACAAACAUUCAUGCAAGCAAUCACUCUCGCAUACUCACACUCCACACACGACUUUCAUUCAAAUGAUCGCUCACAUCCAGGUUGACGUCAUUAACACUGUGGCAUCAUGGGAAACAUUUCAACCACCCUAAAAAAAAAACUAUACUACCCUCUUGUGGUUACGUAUUUUAGGACUCAGUAAACAGCAUACUGUAUACUUCACAAUUUUAUAUUUUCUUAAGAUUAUGUAAUAGUAUUUUGCAUGGUAGGACGGAUUAACCAUUUAACUCCAGUAAGGUUUAAACCUGGUUUAAUUGUGGAAGAAUCAAUAUGUUUGCAAA
Messenger RNA from Xyrauchen texanus (razorback sucker), 1392 nucleotides. It is a transcript of the gene cfap276, whose product is annotated as cilia and flagella associated protein 276. The record is from RefSeq and is a predicted model, not a curated record. The transcript is spliced from 5 exons. Bases 68 to 565 code for a protein of 165 amino acids. Lineage: Eukaryota; Metazoa; Chordata; Actinopteri; Cypriniformes; Catostomidae.